This is a messenger RNA of Vitrella brassicaformis, 1028 nucleotides long. Lineage: Eukaryota; Vitrellaceae. The record is from the annotation of a GenBank genome assembly.
CUACAGACAGACCGACUCAGGGGCUGGCCGCCUGAUAGUUCACAGCGAAAGCACGUCUGUGUGAGAGGCACUAUACGUGUCCUGCCUCACCAUGUUGUUGUUGUUGUUGUUGAUGUUGUUGAAAAUGUCCCUGAACACCGCCAGUUUGGCAUCUGCCAACAUCCCUUGAGUCUCCUCGUCGGGGUUGACGGCAUGGUUUCUGCUGCCUUGUUGCUGAGGGCUUUGGUGAUUGACGGCUCGUGGUACCGGAUCGAUGCCUUGUAGGUCGAGCCGGGUUUUCAGCCGCGUUGCCUCCUCCUCCAGUACCCUCAGAGGAGCCUUGUGCGGUCAAAUGGAAUGCCGUGGCCGUUCGCGCUGUUGCGGCCUGAAACACACACGCAUGGAGCAAAUCAUCCAACGAAAAACGCCUUCUUCUCUCAAGUCUUCUUGCCCUCAGGAGCUGGCGGAGGGGAUGCGGAACACAGAUCGGGCUUCCCGAAAGGAGGCGUUUUGUGAGAUGGGAGGCGCGCAGAUCAGGCUCUAACGAGAUGUCAUCCGGAUGAGCUCUGAACGACAGGAGAGAAAGGAUCAAUCCGAGACAGGAGCCCGGCUUCUUGUUCGUUCCUCACCCGCCCCGAGACGGCUUGGUGGGCGUCUUAAUCUCUCCCGGCUCAGUGACAACACGAUACUGAUCUUUCUACAUCUCACACGAGGCACGCAACACGAACAACAACAGAUCACAGCAUGCGGAAAAGCCUUUUCGUCUUACUUAUUCGAGGUAUCCACUUUUGUUGAGCUUGAUUUGUCUCCGUCCCGUGUUUCGGCAAACCAAGAGUGUUCCAAAGCCUCUCCCGCCGACCUGCCGCGACUAUAUGACAAUCCGCUUGUACCCAUCAUACUCUUCUUUGCUGCUGAAGGCGCUAGCAUCGUAAUCAUCAUUGUUGUCAUACUCGUCUGCCGCGCCUUUGAAGGGCUCGUGCUUGGCGGUCUCUUUUGGGGGUCCUUCGCCAAUAGAACUUUCUCCUUGUCCGAUUUUCAAACGCAAAACC